AUGGGAAAGGUAAAGCAAUCCAAUGAGGAAAAACAGAUCAUUUUAUACGAAGACAAGAAUUUUGAGGGUUAUCAGUAUGAAUGCAGUCGUUAUUGUGCAGAUAUGCUGCUUACCUGCUGUAACUCCAUCAGGAUGGAGAAUGGAUGCUUGAUCUAUGAACAACCGCAUUUCAAAGGCCAGCAAUACUUGCUCCAGAAAUGAGAGUACCCAGAGUAUGAGUGCUGGUUGUGAGUGAUGCCAUCUUAACUUUCCGAUAGCCAUACACAGGGAUCUUCCCAAGAGGUGAAGCUUUCUGAAAGAAUAGAGUAUGGAGGUGAAAUGAUGGAUCUUGUGGACGACUGCCCUAAUGUAAUGAACAUUUUCCAUUCAAACAAUGUAUUCUCCUGCAAGGUAAUUGGUGGAAACUGGCUCUUCUAUGAACUUUCCAACUACAGAGGCAGGAUGUACCUCAUAAAGCCUGGAGGAUACCCCAGAUUCACUGAAUGGGGAGGCAAGAGCGUCCGCAUGGGUUCCAUCAAACAGAUCAUGGAUUACUAG
This is a messenger RNA of Myxocyprinus asiaticus (Chinese sucker), 537 nucleotides long. Its product is annotated as gamma-crystallin S-1. Gene Ontology annotation, molecular function: structural constituent of eye lens. Gene Ontology annotation, biological process: visual perception; lens development in camera-type eye. The record is from RefSeq and is a predicted model, not a curated record. Lineage: Eukaryota; Metazoa; Chordata; Actinopteri; Cypriniformes; Catostomidae.